GUUGUGUUUCAAUCUGUCGGGAAAGUCGGCGCUUCCGGUUUGCGGGCGAGGCUCAGAGACAGCUGCGGAGCGUCGAGCUUCACGAGCUCCGAGCUUUAGUUUGGUUUAAUCAACAGAAGACGAAAAAGACGCGACGAAGAAGAAAAGGAGCGAAGUUCAUCCGCUCACCUGCAAAAAGGUUCAUUUAAACUUCCAGCCGAGAAAGAGGAGGAAAACGGGCUGCUGCUUCGCUCCCGCAGGAUGUGUGAGAGCCCCAACACAAAGCAGUUCACCGAGCGCUGAAGGCCACAACCCGAUCUGAAGGUGGACAGAACAGACUCAGCUGCAGACAAACAUGGCUGUGUUCCUCUCUGGAGCUGUUACAAGUUCACCACUGAAGCGGCGCCUUCGAGCCCAUCGCUCCUGUCACAGCCCGGACCUGUCGCUGCUCUCCCCCGACUCCUCCUACGUGUGCUACCCGGCGCCGGGCGGGGGGGACCCCUGCUGCUGCCGCCGCUCGCCGCGCCUCCUCACCAACGGCUACUACGCCGUCACCGAGGACAGCUUCUCCUGGGACCAGGACGGCACCGUGUCGCUGGCGCCCUGCGAAACCAAGGUGUCCUACAAGGAGAACAUGGUCAGAAUCUUCCGGCGCAGACGCAGGCCUCGCAGCUCUUUGGCUCGUCUGCUGAGCAACGUGACCGAGAGCUGCCAGUCGUGGCUGGACCAGAAAGUCUUCAGAGGCAUGUUUGGAACAGGCCAGGACCAGAACCAGAACCAGGAUCAGUACAACGCCCUGGAUGGAGAAUUUGAAGCGGAGCAGGACUGGGUCAGGAGCAGCCUGGAGGACCCGACCCCGUUGGCCGAGUCCACCUGGUUCGAACCCAGGACCCCUGAGCUGGACGACGGCUGCAGCUUCACGUAUGACCCCACAGAGAUCCCACCCCCUCCUGACAAGGACGCCCCCGCCCCGAAGCUGCUCAUCCAGGAGGAGAUUUGCUCUGAGGUCUGUCAGUCAAAAGAGGCGUUCCCCCAUUCGCUGGGCGGCCUCUCAGAAGUCCCGCCCCCUUCACCGUUCUACGGAACCAGCUGCUGCUGUCAGGCCUCAUCUGAGCACACAGGUUUAUCCUUGAAGGCCUUCCUCCUCUUCCUCUUCACCAUCUUCAUCCUCAUGGCUCUCUAUUCACGGUGUUUAUGCUGGAGCGCGGCUGUGACGUCGACUGUGUUCAUGAUGUUCACCACAUUUAUGUUUGUGACCAAGUCGGGUCCAAUGGGUGAAUGGAGGAGAGCGAAGACAGAGGAUAUCACCUCCAGAAACGAGUAAAAGAGGAGAUGGAGCGGUGUCCAGUCGGAGUAAGAUGAAACUGAGAGAAAUAAAAGUCUGAUGGGACUUUGACAUCUGA
Betta splendens (Siamese fighting fish) is the source of this 1382-nucleotide messenger RNA. It is a transcript of the gene tmem71, whose product is annotated as transmembrane protein 71. The transcript has 11 exons. Lineage: Eukaryota; Metazoa; Chordata; Actinopteri; Anabantiformes; Osphronemidae. The record is from RefSeq and is a predicted model, not a curated record. Bases 335 to 1303 code for a protein of 322 amino acids.